Messenger RNA from Ectocarpus sp. CCAP 1310/34, 3408 nucleotides. NCBI's taxonomy places the organism in Eukaryota, Phaeophyceae, Ectocarpales, Ectocarpaceae. The record is from the annotation of a GenBank genome assembly.
AUGUGGGAGUACAGCUCUCGGCAGCCUUCAGAGGUGCUCGAAGCCCUCGAGCGUCAGACUAGCUACGGGGACGGCGCGGACACCGCCGAUUUCAGGGGAACGGGGAGAAGAAUGCCGCCCAACGAGGCUAUUCAGAAGAAGGUUUUCGAGAUGCUGCCUUUGCUGGUGUCCUCCGCGUCUGCUGUCGAUAGGCCGUCUGGUGGUACAGGCGUGGGCACGGCGGUGUACGGAAACCAGGAGGUUGGGGGGGAGGCAGAUCACCCCGGAGCGGCAGCGAGGCGUGUCGAUGAUGCGGCAGCCGCAGCGAGCGUGUUGCCCGUGGCCGACGCGGCCCUAAGCUUCCUGUCGCGUGAAAUCGCUUCGCUCUCAGCGGUGGCACCAGAGGCCCGUCGCGGCGCACACGGUAGGCGGAAAUUGGCGCUCGCGAAAGCCGUGCUCGGUGUCCUCGAGAAUUGCUACGACGGCUCUGCAGGUGGCGGCGCGAGCGAUGACGAUUACGAUUCCGACGUGCUUGGACCCGAGAGCUGGCCCUGGAACGCUGCCGCGGCGAGCGCUGCUGCUGCUGCUGCUGCGAGCGGCGCUUGGUACCACCCAUCGUGGCCUGUUCGUAGCCUACCGUCGUGGGGUCCACGGCUCGCAGACAUCGCGGGCGACCGCAGCGGCAGGGCCUCCGGCGAACGGGCCGGGAACGGGAGCACCGCCGUGGCGGUGGUUGAUCGAGCGGCGAGAGUCGUGCAGCUCGUGCUCCGGGAGCACGCGGGGGCGGCGUGGAGAGUGGCGCUUUCCGCCUUGCGGCCGCUGCCGUCGGCAUCAUCCUCCGGAAGUGGCUCGGCGUCCCAGAGCAGCGGCAGGAUGGAGGACGACGAGUGCGUGGUACCGCUCUGUGGCCCGCUCCUGGAGCGGAUUUGUCUGGAGCUGCCGUUGAUGGACCUACCCGUCCGCGUGCACGCCGCGGUGUUUGAGGUGCACGGGUGGCUGUCGCUCCUACCCUGCGGCGACUCCGCCAUCCGGGCCGCGGAGGGCAGAGGCGGGCCCGCCGCCUCGCGCGUGCUGGCGGCGCUACACUCCGGAACGAUGUCGCAGUUCGUGAAGCUGUUCGUACCGUACGUCCAAGGCCUGACAGAGAUCGUGAAAAACCGUGGGGUAGCUCCGUCUAUUCUUCAGGCGCUCCUCGCCACCAUACCGGCGGCACGUGCGGCCCUCGAGGAGCUUGUGUCUCGCUCCGUUUUCUCCGACGGCGGGAGGCGGGGGGAUCUGCGGCUGUUGCUCGGCCGAUUCCCUCCGGACUGCGCUCGGGCCUGCUUCCAGGCCGUCCCGCAGGCCCUAGGAGCGAUGGCCGCUGCGGGUCCUCACUUCUCCCUCAAGUCAUGGAGCCCCCUGUUUCAGGCCGUGGGCGUACUUGGAUGCGCGGUGCUAUUGCCCGAGGCCUCAGCGGGAGACGGGGAAGAGGAGGAGGAGGAGGAGGAGGAGCAGGAGCGGCAGGGCGAGGGAGAGUGGGAAGAAUGCGAACUGUGGGAAGUCUUGGAGGCGGUGUGGGAGUUCAUUUUCCUGCAGGUGGGGUACCUGUGGCCCCUCUUGACCGGCCCGGUGGCUCAGCGUCGGCGCCCCCGCCUGGCGGACGGCUUCUAUCGCUCCCGCUCUCUGUGGCUGCAACCUCUGCUCUCGUGGGUCUCGGCGGCCUGGCUGCCCCGGGUUGCCCGAGAGGCUGCCGCAAUUUUUGUCCAGCGCUCACUCCUUCCGUUCCUUCACGCCUCGUCGUGUUCUUCAGCCGCAAAUGGCGGCGACGACAGGGGGGCCUGCGGAGACGACGACCCAAGCGUGGGGGUAAGCCCGCGAAAGACGAUCAGGCUUGUGGGGGACAAGUUGUGCGCUGUGGAAGGCGACGGAGGGUCCGCGUGGGCGCUGUCAUCGGGGGAUCCAGAAGAGGCUGAUCUGUUGGCGGUGCUCAAAUCGGCCGCCGCUGCGGCUACCACCGAGGGUACCGCCGUCGACCCCUGCAGUCCGCCGGCAGCACCGAGGGGGGCGGCAAGAUCGAGGGUUGACCCGCAUUCCCCAGAAGCACCAAGGAAUCCUUUCGCGCUCUCCGCCGCACGUCGAGGAAACGGAGGGUCUUCUGCUGCCAGCGGCUGGUCGCGGACACCGUGGGAGGAUAGACUCGGCGCCCGUAACUCAGCCACCCCGUCUUUGGAAUCCGCGGGGCGGCCAUUGUCGGGGUCAGCAUUAGCUCAGGUCACUUACAGCUCUCCCGCAGCAGCGCCAGAACCGACCGUGAGAACACCCGGGGUAAUACUCGGCAGUCACUACCCGAGGGCUGGCGGAAACGACUUCUCCCAAGCCCGGGAAGGCGGCGGCUCUACCGCAGGCGACGGCGGCGGCGGCGGCUUCCGUGACUCUCGUGGUCGGAGCACUACAGCGUCCACCGAAGGGGGGAGCCUCGGCGUUAGGCCGGAGAAGACGGCUUCGCGGGCUGUCUCCAACUGGACAGCCAACGAAGACGGCGAGCUCGGCAGUAGCAGCGGUGCUCGCAGUAGAAAGACGUACGUCACUGCUGCCGAAGCCGCCGCGGCAAGAGUUUCGGAGGCGAAAGCAAACACCGCAAAAGUGGCGGCGGCGGCGGCGGCGGUGGCGGCGGCGGCGCGUCCGCGAGGCUCGGUAGUAGAACGGUGGCGCGAGAUGCAGCGCAGGCAGGUGGGGGAGACAACGGAAGUAGUAGCGUCCGCGCCAGCCGCAUCUCAGAGCCGUUCGCUCCAGCAGCAGCAGCAGCAGCAGCAGCAGCAGCAGCAAGAGCAGGCGAGAUCACCGAGAAAUGCGGCAGUACAGACCACCUCCAAGGAGGCCAGGGCUGCCUUCGCUACAGCAGCGCAAGCAGCAGCGCGCCGCGGCGACUCUCCCGACGGCGGGAACGGAUCGUUGGCCAUUACCGCGGCGAGGGCGGCCACGCUCGACUACGCGUCACUGGCCGAGGCUAGCGCGACGGAGCUCCACAAGCUUGUCCUAUCGUCGUGGACCGUUCCGGAGCUUUUCGCCGCGUCGACGAAGUCGGCUCGGUCAGGGGGAAGGUUUCAGGGCCCCAAGAGGGGGCACGAGGUUGGGCGCUCGUCGUCGAGCAGCCUGUGGCUGUCGAAGGUUCCGACCCGGUUUCAGAGCGUGGAGCAGUACCUCGAGGUUUUUCGGGGCCUGCUGCUCGACGAAAUUUUUGCCACUUUGGUUGCCGCCCUCGACGGCGGUGGCAGCGGUGGUCGUGGUGGGGGGAAGGGCGGCCCCCCGGAGGCAAUGACGCUGCGCGUAGCAUCCUUGGUUGAGGGCGGCAAGGGGGGGUUCGGCCACGUUACGUUGGUCGCGGACGACGGCGGGGGUAGUUCACAUCGGUGGGUUUGGUUCCCGGUCGCGUACGGCGCAACCAAGUAG